This is a messenger RNA of Colossoma macropomum (tambaqui), 2819 nucleotides long. RefSeq names its product splicing factor 3b, subunit 2 (gene sf3b2). Lineage: Eukaryota; Metazoa; Chordata; Actinopteri; Characiformes; Serrasalmidae. Bases 21 to 2663 code for a protein of 880 amino acids. The transcript has 22 exons. Gene Ontology annotation, cellular component: U12-type spliceosomal complex; U2-type spliceosomal complex; catalytic step 2 spliceosome. The record is from RefSeq and is a predicted model, not a curated record. Gene Ontology annotation, biological process: mRNA splicing, via spliceosome.
UUGAACGCGGUUGUGUGAAGAUGUCUGCUGACGGACCGCCAGGAGCCGAAAACAGCCCGGAUUUGGGCGCCUCGGCGGUGGCACUGAACACAUGGAGCCUCGCCGAGUUACAAGCCAAACUGGCGGAGAUCGGGGCACCGGUUAUGGGCCCGAGAGAAGAGUUAAUAGACAGGUUGAAAACUUACAUGAUGCAGACUGGGAUUAUUUUGAGUAAGCCCAUCAUCCCGGGUGGAGAUAACAAGGCCAUGGCCCCAAUGUCGGGUCUUCCACCUAUGCCACCGAUGCCCUCUAUGCCUCUGCCCCCGGGCAUGGGCAUGCUGCCACCAAUGGGAAUGAUGGGCCCCCCUCCGCCUGGUAUACACAUUGGGAUUGAACCCCCGGGUGUGCCCCCAGGCAUACCACAGGAUGACCAGCUGAAGAUGGCUCAGCAGCGGGCUGCCAUGAUGAUGCAGCAAGAGGAGACGGCCAAUCAGGGUGACAGAGUCAUGGAGGAGCAGCUGAAGGAGCAGGAGUUACUUGAGCAGCAGAAGAGGGCUGCACAAAUGCUAGAGCACGAGAGACAGCAGGAGCUGGCUAAGCUGGGAGGACCUCCCGGCACCAGGGGUCCAGAGCCAGGACCUGGACCCAACCUGUUGCCCCCUAUUGCUCCACUCAGGCCCUUGACAACAAGUGGCCCACCCCCACCAGGCGUUUCCAUGGUAUCACAGACCAGUCAGAGGCAGAGAGUACCGCCACCACCUGGAGAGGAUGCUAGAGAGAUGUGGGCGAAUGAUGAGGUUGGCAUUGGGCCAAAGAUUCCGCAGGCUCUGGAGAAGAUACUGCAGCUGAAGGAGAUCAGACAGGAGCAGCUCACUAUUGCCCCUACAGAAGAUGAAGAGGAUGAGGGUGCAGAGGUGGAGAUGAACUCUUCUCGUGCCUACUCUGACGAUGAAGAUGAAGGCGCGCUCUCUAAAAAAGAUAGAAGCCGCAGGCGCAGGAACAGGAAGAAGAAGAACAAGAAGAAGAAGAAUGAAGAGAAGCAAGAGGAAGAACGAAAGAAGGAGGCAGAAAAGGAGAAAGAGCCAGAAGUGGAGAUAGAGUAUGUCACAGAGGAGCCAGAGAUCUAUGACCCUAACUACAUUUUCUUUAAGAGAAUCUUCGAAGCUUUUAAGCUGACAGACGAGGUGAAAAAAGAGAAGGAGAAAGAGCCAGAAAAGGCAGAGAAGCAGGAAACCACCUUGCUUAGGAAGAAAGGAUUUUUGGAGGAGAAGAAAGACAGCGAUGACAGUGAUGAGGAAGUGAAGCCAGAUGCACCAAAGCUGUCCAAGAAGAAGCUGAGAAGGAUGAACCGACUGACUGUAGCAGAGCUCAAACAGCUGGUAGCACGUCCAGAUGUGGUGGAGAUGCAUGAUGUGACGGCGCAGGAGCCCAAGCUGCUAGUGCACCUGAAAGCCACUAGGAACACUGUGCCUGUGCCCCGCCACUGGUGCUUCAAGAGGAAGUACUUGCAGGGCAAGAGAGGCAUUGAGAAACCGCCCUUUGAGCUGCCUGAGUUUAUCAAACGUACUGGCAUCCAGGAAAUGAGGGAAGCUCUGCAGGAGAAGGAGGAUGCUAAAACUAUGAAGACCAAAAUGCGUGAGAAAGUUCGACCAAAGAUGGGCAAGAUCGACAUCGACUACCAGAAGCUCCAUGAUGCUUUCUUCAAGUGGCAGAUCAAGCCAAAGCUCACUAUCCAUGGAGACCUGUACUAUGAGGGUAAGGAGUUUGAGACACGGCUGAAGGAAAAGAAGCCUGGUGAUCUGUCUGAUGAGCUGAGGAUUGCUCUGGGCAUGCCCACAGGCCCUAAUUCUCAUAAAGUUCCCCCUCCGUGGCUCAUUGCCAUGCAGAGAUACGGCCCUCCUCCCUCCUACCCUAACCUCAAAAUCCCUGGUCUUAACGCCCCCAUUCCUGAGAACUGUUCAUUUGGGUAUCAUGCUGGAGGUUGGGGUAAACCCCCAGUUGAUGAGACUGGAAAACCUCUAUAUGGAGAUGUGUUCGGAACCAACGCUGUGGACUUCCAGGCCAAAGCUGAGGAGGAGGAGGUGGACCGCACCCCAUGGGGCGAGCUCGAACCGUCUGAUGAGGAAUCCUCGGAGGAAGAAGAGGAGGAAGAGAGUGACGAGGACAAACCAGACGAAACCGGUUUCUUCACACCUGCUGACAGUGGGUUAAUCACUCCUGGUGGGUUCUCCUCUGUUCCUGCUGGUAUGGAGACUCCAGAGCUGAUUGAACUCAGGAAGAAGAAGAUUGAAGAGGCCAUGGACGGGAAUGAGACUCCUCAGCUGUACACGGUGUUGCCUGAGAGGCGAACGGGCCCAGUGGGAGCAGCCAUGAUGGCAUCCACACACAUCUAUGACAUGUCUGCGGCAGCAGUUGCUGGCCGUAAGGCUGCUGGGGUGUCAGGUUUGGGUGGUGACUCUCAGGGUGUAGAGGUCGCGCUGGCGCCGGAGGAGUUGGAGUUGGACCCCAUGGCCAUGACGCAGAAGUACGAGGAGCAUGUGCGCGAGCAGCAGGCCCAGGUGGAGAAGGAGGACUUCAGCGACAUGGUGGCUGAACAUGCAGCCAAACAGAAGCAAAAGAAGAGGAAGGGUCAGCCCCAGGACACUCGCGCUGGAGCCAAGAAAUACAAAGAAUUCAAGUUUUAAAGAGGAGAGAACCACCUUUGAGACCACCGUAUUUGUACUUUGUUUUUCUUUUUUAAAUGAGUUCUGUAGAAACAAAGCCGUGUAUGUGUAAGAUGACGAGAAGCAGUUUUUCAUUUUUCAGUGUCUUUUGUAAAUAAAAUAAUCCAUGCCGUUUUA